CUGAGCGCGGGGCGCGGCGCGGGCGGCGAGGCGGCGCGGACUACGAAUCCCGUGGUGCACUGCGGCGCGGUGCUGGCGGGCGGGCCGGGCGAGGCAGCGGGCCGGGCAGGAUGUCGCGCCAGGCCGGCCGCGGCACCGAGAGCAAGAAAAUGAACUCCGAGCUCUUCACGCUGACGUACGGCGCUCUGGUCACCCAGCUGUGCAAGGACUACGAGAAUGAUGAAGAUGUCAACAAGCAGCUUGACAAAAUGGGUUACAACAUAGGAGUUCGGCUGAUAGAGGAUUUUCUGGCCCGAUCCAAUGUGGGAAGAUGCCAUGAUUUCCGUGAAACUGCAGAUGUUAUUGCAAAGAUAGCAUUUAAAAUGUACCUGGGCAUCACUCCAAGCAUCACCAACUGGAGUCCUGGAGGUGACGAGUUCUCUCUGAUCUUAGAAAAUAACCCCUUGGUGGACUUUGUUGAGCUCCCCGACAACCACUCCUCUCUCAUCUAUUCCAACCUGUUGUGUGGAGUACUGCGAGGUGCCCUGGAAAUGGUUCAGAUGGCCGUGGAUGUAAAGUUUGUCCAGGACACACUGAAAGGGGACAGCGUCACAGAAAUAAGAAUGAAGUUCAUCAGGCGGAUUGAAGACAAUCUUCCAGCUGGUGAAGAGUGAAUCACAAUCCAGUCUCCCUUUAGGGCUGGAGGGGACCAGCUGGUGUUGGCCAUUAGCUUUCAUCACAGAUCUGUAGGGAUCUAGUGCCCCUGUACAUUCAGACUGACUCACUGACUGUUUAAGAUGUUAUUAUAUUCUUCUACUGUUACUUCUGUUUUCUGUAGGAGACAAUUAUCUAGUUGCUGUUUGUUUCACAGGUUCGUUCUGAAGCUUUUUCAUAAGGUGAUGUCAUUUUCAUAUUCCCCUGGGAACUCUUUCUACACUCAGUUUCUAGUGGUGACGUCUGGUUGUGCAAGAACUACUGCUCAGAUUCUAAAAGAGCUCCAGUCUGGCCAAACCUGAAUGCAGAGUUUUAUAACCAGAAUUGGAGACUAAGGCAUAAGAGCCCGCUGACUUACUGUUAACUGCUGUCCUUAAAAAGGGUUGUUUAAAAUUCACUUGGAGAUAAGUGCAUAGCAUUUCUGUAGACCAAACUGGCUUCCUGUAGUUGUUACUAGUAAAAUGCAAGCUUGAGAUGAAGGGGCAAUGCCUGGCACCCUCUUGGGGAAGCUCCUUUUCUCAGAGAGCAGUGGCAUCACUCAGAUUCAGGAGGCCCACGUGGUUCUUUCUGCUGUUUCUCUUUGUGGCAGCAUUGGUGAAAGCAGACCCAGCAACACCUUCCUCUGACAGGAUGUCGUGUGUAGCCUCCCCAUUCCCCUCUUGGAAGGGCAGAGCCAGUAAAUUGUAUGGGAAAACCACUGAGCAUUUUAGAUGGAAGAGAGGAACUGGCAGCUCUAAGGGCAUUGGUAUUCUGCAGUGCGCGCUGCCUGGGGGCUGUGUGCUGAGCUCACAGAACUAGAAGCUCAGACUAACAACUGGAAGGUAUUAAAUGCGUUUCAGCAAGUAUUGCCUGCUCUCCUGUUACAGCACAUAAACACUGCUCGGUGUGGAGGAGGCAGUGGGGGGAUAUUCUUACACAGAUGUUUAGGCUAAAGCAGAAUUUCCCACGUUACUUGAAUUGGCAAGCUAUGGCAGGCUGUAACACCUGCUGCUCUGUAAAGCAAAGGCAUAAAGCGGCGUUAUGUCUCACAAAGCAAGAUAAAUAUCUCACAAAGCAAGGCGAUGGGAAAUCAGCUCCCUCUGCCGUCCUAUUCAGGCAAAAAACGCAGUCAGAGGCUCAGUUCUCAAAUCACUUUACGUAGCAUGAAGGCACAAACCCACAGAGAGAGCUAGGAGCCUGAAGUCAGUAGCUCCAAGUACCACAAGAGGGGAGCUAGCAGGUCUGAUACCUUUGUAGGUUUGUGCCUGAGUGUAAGGUGUAAGAGAAAGAUGAGGGUGCAGUUAGUGCUGCCAGUUGCUGGGGUUCUCCAGGUGAACGUCAUCCUCAGGACAGCUCAGCCCAUCCCUUUUUGCCCAAGGCAGCCCUUCAGCCAGAGGGUUUGGGUGCCCUGCGUCCUGCAAAGGGGCAGAGUUCCAUCCACAAGCAGCUGUGGCUGAGGGGUUUGGGGCGCAGAGGUAGAAAAGAUCAGACGUUUCUCAUUGUUGAGCGUUGUAAAUCAUUUUAAGGCUGCAUUUUCAAAGCGAUGGCAUUAAAAGAAUCCUGGUGUUAA
This is a messenger RNA of Numida meleagris (helmeted guineafowl), 2242 nucleotides long. RefSeq names its product trafficking protein particle complex 3 (gene TRAPPC3). Gene Ontology annotation, biological process: endoplasmic reticulum to Golgi vesicle-mediated transport; intra-Golgi vesicle-mediated transport. The coding region runs from base 111 to 653 and encodes 180 amino acids. The record is from RefSeq and is a predicted model, not a curated record. Gene Ontology annotation, cellular component: cis-Golgi network membrane; cytosol; TRAPP complex. The transcript has 5 exons. Lineage: Eukaryota; Metazoa; Chordata; Aves; Galliformes; Numididae.